Molecule: messenger RNA, 352 nt
Organism: Protopolystoma xenopodis
Lineage: Eukaryota; Metazoa; Platyhelminthes; Monogenea; Polystomatidea; Polystomatidae
Source: the annotation of a GenBank genome assembly
AUUUGUAACUUUGUCAAAAUCUCCAUCAUAAUCUCUAUCCUCAUCACCAUCUUCAUUAACAUUUCCAUCAACAUCAACCUCUUACUUGUCGUCUAUAUCAACAUCAACAUCAUUAUUAACAUCAACAUCGAAAAAAUUAGCUUUUGCGUCAGCAUCAUCAUCUAUACCUACAUCUACCUCGAGCGGCUGGCCUACACCAACAGCAACAACAACAGCAACAACAACAACAACAGCAAAAUCAAUUUUCUUUUUGCCCGUGUCAAACUUUCCACUCUUCUUGCCUCUUCGGCCUGUCGGUACCUCUUCCCUCUUGGAUCGCAAACAUGACCUUGACCUUGAGGCGAUCUUGUGA